CGAGUGAAUGCCAGAGAGUUUUUUGAUGGCGACAGGUCUGCCGACGUGGCAGAACAUGAUGAUGGAUGCUUAGUAAACGGACCCGUCGCCAAGUUUUUUUAAAAAAUAGGCAAAAAGAAAAGAGGAAACUACAGGACAUUGUGGGAAUGGACGAGUCUUUUGAUCCACUCAAGUGUAACGAAGACCUGCCUUCCUCACCUGGGUGCCACAUGGAUUACGAUGACAUGCCAGAGCUACAGGAGGUGGAGGAGGACCAGAGGGCUCCUGGGUUAUUUCAGGUCAGAGCAGGAGUGUCUCACCAGGAGCUCAGCUGUUCCCCCAGCACCAACUGGCUCACUGAACUGGCCAACAUUGCCACCAGUCCUCAGAGCCCUUUGCUGAAGGACGCCCUACAUAAGAGAUCAGCUCCAGUCCACAUCUUUGGCAACAGUAAUAGUUUACAUUCCUACGCACGGCCACCAUUAGCCAGCAGCGCACCCAACCCGUCCAGAGGCCACCUCAGGGAGCGCAGGCGUGUCAGGGCGAGUAGUGAAUCAGAGUCGGGUGUUUUCUCAAUGUCCUCGUCCUUCUCUGAUGAUGAAGACAUGGCCUGGUCUCACUCCUGGCCCUCUACCGCCUGGCAUUGCUUCCUGAAAGGAACUCGCCUGCGCUUCCAUCGCGGCCCUAAUGUAGAGUGGCAGGAAGCCGAUGAACUCAGGGAUUCAGAUGAUGACUCAGAGGAUGAAACCAUGAUGCCAUCCUCCUCAUCUCUCAAGAGAUAUGGUUCAGGGGGGCUGAAGCUGGUGAGCCAUGAGGAGACAGUAUCUUUUGGCCAGGCAGCUCUUAAACUGACCUUUGACCCCGGCUCACCUGAUGAGAGCUUUUUAACAGCCGAAUGCCGACUAGAUCACCCAUUUUUUGUCAGAAAUAAAGGUUGGGCUUCCUUUUAUCCAAGCCUUACUGUGGUGCACCAUGGGAUCCCUUGCUAUGAGAUGCAGCUCGCUGACGUGUGCCUGCCACCAAACCACCCAGAUGCCAUUAACUGUGAUGACUCAGUCGUUUUUGACACUUUCAGAAGUUACGACUUCACCCCACUAGAUUCCUCAGCAGUGUAUGUUCUCAGCAGCAUGGCUCGUCAGCGCAGGACCUCCCUGUCCAGUGGAGGCGCUGUGAGUCCAGACUGUGACAAGCUUGAGCGCUCCAGCUCCCCGCAAUCCUCAAGUAGCAAAUCAAACCGGAGCCAAACCUCAGGGACAGCCAUCGUUGCCACGCCCGUAAGAUGCAAGCGGCCAAUGAAUGCCUUCAUGCUCUUUGCCAAGAAGUACAGAGUGGAGUACACACAGAUGUAUCCUGGGAAGGACAACAGAGCCAUUAGUGUCAUCCUUGGAGACAAGUGGAAGAAGAUGAAGAAUGAGGAGAGGAGGAUGUACACGAUGGAGGCCAAAGCUUUGGCUGAGGAGCAGAAGAGGCUCAAUCCAGACUGCUGGAAACGCAAAAGAACCAACUCGGGUUCCCAGCAGUAGUUAAUCCCCCAGAAUCCCUGGCUGCUGGCGUUUCUUUGGCGUGGAGAGGUGCUGGACAGAGUCUGAGGGACCGCUUGAUGCCUCUUUGCUCUCCUGUAUUCUUGAUACUCAACUGUGAUGCUGACUUCACUUCCCUUUUCUUUUAACCUUGAAACAUUUAUAGAGUCAAACCAGAUUAUGAACUAUAAACGAAGCAUGUAAUCUAGUCACUAACAGUGCAUAUAUUUUCUUAUAUCUUUAACGUCCAAGAUGUCUUAUUCCCCUGAAAUAAGGAGGAAUGAAUCCUCUGGCGGAUUUCAGGUUAUUUCAUAUUCAAGGUUGAAAAUAAAGAUGACAUCAUGUGGUGCUAUGCUUCAAUGUAGAAGGAGCAGGAAAACAACAAGUGUCUAUUUAUAAUAAUUCAAAAAGGGGAUUUUAGGUAACUUUUCACAACUGUUCAUAUGGAUUAUAUUUGUAAGAUUCAAUCUAUUGCACAGAUUGGUAACCCUUUCAUACAUUUUUGUAUUACAGUCUAUAUUCUGCAGCUGAACUAUAUGGCCAACAGUUUGCGAUACUGUCCUGCCAAGUCUGUAGAUGGGUUUUCUUUUGCUCAGCCACCCAGCCAUGUGAUGUGAAGGCAUCGAGCAUGUGGUGGUGGGUUUACACUCAGCACUUCAGGCUUCACUGCAAGUGCUUGUUUCUUUUGCACUUUAUAUAAAUAUGUAAUCUAAUCAUAUACAGCCAUUGUAUACAGGUGGAAACCAUUUGUAUAAAACAGUAUCUCGGUAGUUAGCUGCGGCUCAGUGGCCAUGGUCUGCAGUCAGGUUGCUAAAUGAGUUUUAAGUGCUUUGUCCAUAAUGUACAGGUUUUCAUAGCCCCGAACAUCCUCUUGCACAGAAUAUCCUUGUAUCAUAUUAUAAAUAAUUGUUUUUUAAAACUUGCAUCUUAUCCAAGUGUUUCUUUUUCAUAAACUGUAAGCUGUAAUCACAACAUGUGGGGAUGCUUGGGUUUGUGUUAUAUUUCAUGUUUUUGUCUGUCCCUUUAGCUUCCUCCCAUGAACGCAUGUCCUUCUCCGACACUCUGAACCCAGGCAUGUCUGAAGCUUUAAGAGCUCUUGAUAUUCACUGAUCUAAAUGUCCAACCAGUAAAGCUUGAUGUUUCCAGGUAACAACACAGUUAAAGAGUGUUUUUAUUCUUCCCUGCCACAUCAAAACGAUCGGGAACAGAUGCUAAUAAAGCCUCCAAAGUAGCAA
Molecule: messenger RNA, 2734 nt
Organism: Limanda limanda (common dab)
Lineage: Eukaryota; Metazoa; Chordata; Actinopteri; Pleuronectiformes; Pleuronectidae
Gene: hbp1
Product: HMG-box transcription factor 1
Exons: 11
Coding region: 66-1502 (478 amino acids)
Biological process (GO): regulation of transcription by RNA polymerase II
Cellular component (GO): nucleus
Molecular function (GO): protein binding; RNA binding; RNA polymerase II cis-regulatory region sequence-specific DNA binding
Source: RefSeq, a predicted model, not a curated record